Messenger RNA from Rotaria socialis, 1152 nucleotides. The record is from the annotation of a GenBank genome assembly. NCBI's taxonomy places the organism in Eukaryota, Metazoa, Rotifera, Eurotatoria, Philodinida, Philodinidae.
AUGAACGACGAGAUAAAACAUUUUCCUGAGAAUGUGCAAAAAUUGUUAGCAGAUGCAAGAAUACCAAUUAAACAAUUAAAACCAAUCUAUUAUGAAUUGACUAUUGGUGAACAAUUUCCUGAUGAUUCUAUUCGAUUGAUUGAAGUUAACAAUUCAUUAAUUGAAGAAUUAGAAAAGAGUAAAAAACUAGUCAUUCGAGGUGCUAACGAUGAUUUUGCCGCAUUAUGUACGUCAGAUCAAAUAUUCGAAAUCAAAUCUGCCGAAACAUCAAAUACAUUGUUACUCGCGAGUCCACUUGAUUCUUCAUCAGUGAAUAAAGAAAAUGGGUGUAUUGCAUUGACAGUAAAUUCUAUUUUACAUGCAAAACUUGAAUUAACACAAUGUGUACCAAGAUUAAAACGUAUAUGCCAAUUAUUUGAAGAAAAUCCAUAUCGGGGACAUUUCGAUGAUGAUAAUGAUAUUGAAAAUCCUAAACCAAAAAUUACAAUGGAAAAUAUAAAAAGCGAAGUACAAGCAAGUGAUCAAGCUAUUGAUGCAUAUUUAAAGAAGCUCAAUGUGGUUACAAUUGAUGGUUAUUUGCGAUUAUUGGAUUUUGAUUUUCGUACCAAACUUAUUGAAUACAUUUUUUCACUUCUAUCAAUUCAAGAUUGGUCAAAAGAUCAUAUUCCCAUUGACAGAUGUGCAACUGAAAUGAAAGAAAUAUGUCCGAAAUAUGUCGCAAAACAAUUUCUUGAACAAAUAGGUACUAUUUCAAAUGAUGGUAAUUCUAUUUCUUUGAAUGCAAAUACGAUUUCAACACAUUAUGCAUUAGAUCUAUUACGAAACUUAGAAAAAAUGAAAUUAUCCGAAUUCAUGACAUGCUGGCGAGAAUGCGUACCAUCGGAUUUUCCGAUCGAUUUAGAUCAGCUGAAAGGAUUUGUGAUUAUUUCUGAAGGUACUAUUUCGUAUAUUGAUACGGAUAAUCUUAGUGAAAAACCUUAUGAACGAAUGAAAACAUUAUUUUCUCGAAAGAAUACUUGGACACUAUCAGAAAUAGAACCAUUUUUAUCUAGUUUAACGACAUCCAACGCUGAAUUCAAUUCUUUAUUAGCAAUGCAUACACGUUGUAUUAUAAAAGAUGGACAAAAAUAUUAUGUCCCUAAAUAUAAUUAA